Pararge aegeria (speckled wood butterfly) is the source of this 2320-nucleotide messenger RNA. RefSeq names its product CLIP domain-containing serine protease 14D-like. The transcript is spliced from 10 exons. The coding region runs from base 179 to 1447 and encodes 422 amino acids. Gene Ontology annotation, molecular function: serine-type endopeptidase activity. Lineage: Eukaryota; Metazoa; Arthropoda; Insecta; Lepidoptera; Nymphalidae. The record is from RefSeq and is a predicted model, not a curated record. Gene Ontology annotation, biological process: proteolysis.
ACUAGUGAUUCACCAGUCUCAUAUCGACACUGGUAGUAUAAUGACGUGUCCAACUGUUUACUAACUAUUCUUGUUUUAGCUUAAUGAGAUACGUUAUAUAUUUUUAUAUCGAUAAAAACUUUCUGUUAUAGUUCGAAUCUUUUCUUAUUGUUACUUUGAAUUGAAAUAUUUCAAUAAAAUGAAGUACAGAGUGUUACUUUCUGUUUAUUUAUUUGGCUGCUUUGUGAUUUAUGCGAACGGACAGACGGAUGAGGGUGAAACGUGUACCCAUAGAAAGACUGGGAUGCGAGGACAGUGUUUAAAUAUAAGAAGAUGUCAAAGUGCCAUAGACGAAAUAAAACAGCAGAAGGGUGUGCCACAGCUAUGUUCUUUUAGCGGAGACGAUCCGAUAGUUUGCUGCAUUGAUAGGGCUCAACCUACCACCACAGCCCGAAUACCAGUUGCCACCACUUCCACACAAAGGCCCAGCUUCACGACAGAGUACGUGCCUCCCGUUUACGACUACGUGCUCUCUGGAAAUGCUCCGCAGCCUAAAGACGAGUGCGAGCCAAUCCCAGCCAACCAGACCCAGGCGCGUACCGGAUCCAAAGCCUUUGACAAAUGUAUCGAGUACCAAGAGAAGCUGGUAUACCCGUGCCUGAAGAGUGUGGCUCUAACCGGCAAGAAGGCGCGCUCGUCCCGCUGCAAGCACAACGCCAAGGACCUCAUCGUGGGAGGCGUGGCCGCUUCGGAAGACGAGUUCCCGCACAUGGUACUCAUGGGCUACGGCAGCGACAUCAACUCGCUGCAAUGGCUGUGUGGGGGGUCAUUGCUGAGCGAAAGGUUCGUGCUGACCGCGGGGCAUUGCACCUUCACCAGGAACCUCGGAGAGAUCUCCUACGUGCGUAUCGGAAUGCUGACGCGCAGUGACCCGCUUGACGCCAGCCGCAUCUACCGCGUCAAGAGAAUCAUCAAGCAUCCCGGCUACAACUCUCCGCACAGAUAUCACGACAUCGCGCUCGUGGAGACGGAGAGAGAGAUGACUUUGGGGCAGUUCGCAGUACCCGCGUGCCUGGACACCAACGCGCCCAACAACUACCAGCAGGCGUUGGCCACCGGAUGGGGCGCGACCCAAAACCGCGGCGCCACUGCUGACCAGCUACAGAAGGUGAUCCUCCAGAAGUUCUCGACGCCGGAAUGUGCGAACAUGUUCCCCCCUCACCGCCUCAUGCUGAACGGUUUCGACGAGAGUACGCAGAUCUGUUACGGAGACAAGAACCAAGAAAAGGAUACUUGCCAAGGUGACAGCGGAGGGCCUCUCCAAUUGAAGCAUUGGCAGAUCAACUGCAUGUACACGGUGGUGGGGGUGACAUCCUUCGGGAGGGCUUGCGGGGUGAAAGGUGAACCGGGCAUUUACACCCGGGUCGCGAACUACGUGCCUUGGAUAGAGAGUAUCGUGUGGCCGUAAAUAAAGCCUUCAUCAUCAUAUCAACCGACAGACGACCACAGCUGGACAUACGUCAUUUGUAAGGAGUUCCAAAAUCCACGGUUCAGUGCUUAGAUCCAGCGGCUACCUGCGACGCGCUUGGUGCUUACCAACGCUGCGUUUACCAGCGGGGCCCGGCAGUGGUGUGGACUGGGUUUCUUACCAGGGUGUGCAUACACCAGGAAAUUAGCAUAAAACGGCACAAAUUCUCCUCCUAUACGAGUUAUAUAUCAAUGUUAGGGUACGCAGUGCUUUUGUACAUGUAUGAAGUGCACGCCACUGGGUGCUGGCAUUCCAGCACCUUGGUACCCCAAUGCCUACCCGUUCUCCGAGCCACUUCAGCUUCGCGACUCGCUGAGCUAUGUCGGUAACUCUUGUUCUACAACGGAUUUUUUCCUUUUCUGAUACAUCACGUAGAGGUACUAAUAUAGCUCUUUCCAUCGCCCGCUGAGUGACUCUGAGCUUUCUUAUGAGGCCCAUAGCAAGUGACCAGGUUUCGGAUCCGUAAGUCAUACUGGCAACACGCACUGUUCGAAGACCUUAGUCUUCAAGCACUGAGGGGUUUUGGACAAGUAGAUGGCACGAAGUUUUCUGAUCGCUGCCCAUCCGAGCUUGAUUCGGCGGUUCACCUCCUCGGAAUACGUAGAGAAGAUGUCACGAAGUUUCCCGAGCGCUGCCCAUAAGAGUCGGAUUCGGCAGUUCACCUCGAAAUUGGACUUACCUAACUGGAUCGUGUGUAGAUAUGCGUAUUCGUCACAAUAUUGUGUGCACUCUACCAUCAUCUUAAUACGGCUUUGGACCGGUGGUAGAGUCACUACAAAUAGACUGAAUUGGCGUUUCAAAAGUGUGUGUAAA